Molecule: messenger RNA, 252 nt
Organism: Microthlaspi erraticum
Lineage: Eukaryota; Viridiplantae; Streptophyta; Magnoliopsida; Brassicales; Brassicaceae
Source: the annotation of a GenBank genome assembly
AUGGCAAAGUCGGUUUCCAUCAUCGCCACUCUUCUGCUCGUUGUCUUGUUCAUUUCGGCCGAAAUCCCGAAGAGCGAGGCGUCAUGUAACAAGUAUUUAGGCGGUGUCCAUGUGUACCCAUGUAAGGAAAGCGAAUGUGAAGCCAAAUGCAGGGAGCAUUACCACGAGUCAUGCAAAGGAGAGUGUGAGGAUCAUGAUGCGCAUUUGAUGAAUGACAAUGAUGAAUAUUGCCACUGCUACGGUCGUUCUUAA